Ostrea edulis (European flat oyster) is the source of this 5970-nucleotide messenger RNA. RefSeq lists its product as uncharacterized. Bases 575 to 4006 code for a protein of 1143 amino acids. The transcript is spliced from 17 exons. NCBI's taxonomy places the organism in Eukaryota, Metazoa, Mollusca, Bivalvia, Ostreida, Ostreidae. The record is from RefSeq and is a predicted model, not a curated record.
AAUAUUUUCUAAUUUUAAGUCAUUGUACAAUUGUAUUUGGAAAGACCAACAAUUUGUUGAUGAAAGGAAAACAGAUGAUCAAUGCAAAAACUAACUUCUGGCCGGUGAGAUUCCGAACAAUGCACUGUAAAGGAACGGCAUAAAGUCAAAAUGUCAAAGGAAAGGAAACAAUUUAAGAAAAUAUAUGAAACAGGUGUUCAGCUGUUGAACAACGAACAGAAAGAAGAAUAAAUAUGGUCGGACGUUUGGAUUGCAAUGCAAUAUUGAUAGCUGUUUCCAUUGUUCUGAUUUGCUAUGAAGCAUCUUUGGAAGAAAAGCGACACAAAUUAGCAAUUAUGUAGCAUUUACACAAGCCUGUGUAUGGUCAAAGAGAACAUUAGAGUUCGUCAGUUUUUGCCCUGCCACGGACGAGGCAACACAGAAAGCAGCAAGAAUUAAAAAAUGUGAAGGUUUAUCGCUGAAGCAAAAUUGCACAAAGCCAUCAAACUUCAAAUAUCACUGCCUAUACAGUUAUCCUCUUAGAAAGUUAGUUGAAGUUUGUGCAGUCGAAACCUCUGUUCAUGGUGGGUGUUUAAUGUAUGAUACGACACUAUAUAAAAUAAAACAUACUUACAAAGUGGAAUGUGGGAGUGCUGCGACUGUUUGUCCAAAUACAUACAUAUCAACGGAAGCACAUUUGCUGGCACCUUGUCCCAGCUUGGUGAAUUUGACAUUUGAGAUUACACAGCCUACUAUCAGCACCCCGCAUGACACAAAUGAUCGGUAUUGGAUCAUUGUGUCAUCGGCAAUCGUGAUUACCAUUACCAUUCUUAUUAGCUGCUUGCUAUGGAUACGACGAAGAAGAUGCACACGGGUACCGAGAGGCGAUGAGGAAACCACUUUACCUCUACUACAACGAACAUUUACAAAUAAAGAAGUUGUCAAAGUGCUAGGAGAAUACGAUGUGUGGAAAACAAGUAUAUCAGAUCAGUUCUCCUCCCUGUCUGAUGACGAGGUGUACGUGUUAUUCUGUUUUCUGUGGUCUGACUCCGGUACCCCCGACUUUACUGAUACAGACUGUCUGGACAUUCUUAAUAAGAUACGGAAGGAAGUGUACCGUAGGGACAGUGUAACAAGUGAGGAGGCACAGCGGACUCUGGACGGACUGAAGUCACGUGGAUUUCUUUGGGAUCAGGACGGAGUACACAUCACUAAGAAGGCCAAGGAGGAGACCAUGUACCGUGUUAUAGGACGUGGUAUAGAACUUAAGAUGACCCUCAAUGUGCUGUAUUAUAUGUUUAGUUUAUCCAGUUAUACUAUAGCAGUGAGGUAUCUGAGAUUACGGGAAUACACCAGGAAGUCUGGAGAGAGAUGUGUCAUUAGUAACGACUCGGACUGUGAUUCCUUACUCAUACGCCGUCUACAGAUGAACAUACUGACCCACGUCACCAUGAAAGACACGAGUUUCUGUGAUGAAGUGUCGCGUUACUUGAACAUCCCUCUAAAUAAAGUACGUACGAGUAAGGGUAAACGAAGAGCGUUUUUAGAGGAAUUACAGCAGACUGGGGAGUGUGUACAAUACAGAGGCGGAUCACAGGGCAGUGUACAACACGUCAAGUGGCUCUGGAGAUACGACUUUAACGACAGACCUGACAUCGUGAGAUCCUGUAUAGGUCCCCACCCACACUGGGAUAUUUACAUCAUCAACAACACGGCUUACAGAAAGCACAGUCAGUACCACGACUGUACUCCAGCUGAACGUUGUCUCCUGUACUGUCUUCUGAUGGUCAAUGACGCAUCUAAUAUCAAGGUGUACAAUGCGAUCAGAGAACGAUAUUUUACAGAACUACCUUUUUGUGAUGAAAUUACCGCAACUAACACUCUCGGGAAAAUCAUUCAUGUAGAAAACGACGUGAUCAAGUUUAGAUCUGACGACAUCCGACAUGGCGUCAUGUACGCGUUCGUUACGGAGUGUCUGGUGGAGGACAGUGAUCUGAAGUUUUUCCUGACCACGGCGUCACGUGACAUGAUAUCAGAAUACUGCCGGUUGUGGGGUUAUAAGAGGAGUGAGGGAGAGAAAUGUCUGUAUAUACCGAAUGAGAUGUACGAGCUGUUCAUAGACAGACUACAGCUGGACAUCCUCACCCACUGUACCAUGUCAGACGAGGGGAUUCAUUACAGGAUCAGUAAACGUUUAAACGUUCCUGAGGAGGUAAUGAAAUGGGACAUUGAUGCAAGACGGAGAUAUGUAAAAAGUAGUAAAGAACAAGGACGAAAGAAACUGUACUGUGCUAGAGGUAUGCUUGUUGGAUGCGCAGGCGCAGGGAAAACAACACUUCUUAGAAAGCUUCAGAACAGAGAGACAGCAGACCGACCCACGGAGACAACUGUGGGUCUGGAGGUCCAUGAGGAUUUGUUGGAAAUAGAAUCUGGCACACUGAAAAAUUACAAAGGAGAGUCUUCAGUAUUCCACAGUGAUAAACAGCUGAUAAGCAUGACAGAUUUUGCCGGACAAGUGGCGUACUAUGCCUGUCAUCAGGUUUACCUGUCCAGAAGAGCGUUCUAUAUGUUAGUCGUUGACAUGUCCAAAAAUCUGACAGAGAAAGUUCACGAGCAUAACAAGGAUCGCCACGACCCAAGUGGAUCCUUAUUUCACAACUGGACCUAUGAUGACUACAUCGUUUUCUGGCUGCAGUGCAUAAAAACUUACUGCGAUGUCGGAAAAAGGCGAAUCCGUGGUAGAGAAAUAGAAAGAGAAAAUGGUAAUCCAGUGAUUCUCAUCGCUUCACACAAAGAUGAAGCUGAUUCGGGACAACAGACAUCAAAUUUCUUCUGGGAGUUGAGGAAGUCAUUGCCUAAAGGACUAGCCUUGACGGAUAUCUUAUUAUCCGACAAAUAUUUUGAAGUCGAAUGUCCACCAAGAUCAUUAAAUAACGAAGAAAAGAAAGCUAUAGAAAAUGUCAAAGAAUGUGUUGUUAAAACCGUCAUGCAGUUGCCUCAAUGGGGAGAAGAAAUUCCUUUGAAUUGGAUAAAGUUAGCCCACAUUUUUAAGAAAAAGAAAAGAGAAGGAGAAAGAAUCAUGAAAAGAAAUGCAUUGCAAGAAAUGGAAGAAUUUGAAUUUUCAGCUGAGCAGGACAUUGACGAUAUGCUUCGAUUUUUCCAUGAAAUUGGACAUGUUUUGUAUUUUGCAGAUAAGAAAUUGAAGGAUACGAUUAUAAUCAAUGUCCAAUGGUUUGUUGAUGCGUUUAAAUACAUCAUCACCGAUCGAAAGCACAUACCAGGCAGUAGUAUGGCCUGUGACGAAUGGAUGAGAACAGGGAGAAUUUCCGAAUCAACCUUUCAGAAAAUAUGGAUGGAUUCAGGAGACGAAUCGUACGCUCAGUAUCAAGAGGACAUUUUACCAUAUAUGCAGAGACUUGGACUUAUGACAAAAAAACUGACGGACUCAGAAAAUAAACAAGAUAUGCACUACGUCCCAAGCAUGAACAGAGUGGAAUUUUCCGAGGAAAAUCUAGACGUAAUCAAUAGAGGAGACAAAACACCUGUUCUUAUUUUUCAUUUCAAGACUUAUUUGCCCCAUUUUUUCUUCUUCCGUCUGGUUGUUAGUUGUUUGGAGAAGUGGACAGCGCUCGAUCAAGACAUGUUUUGUAAAAGUGCAGCAUUUUACAAGACAGGCGAUUAUACCCAUUGUAUUGCCAUUGCUGUUAACAAAACAUCGAUUCUGUUGCAAGUAUUUACACCUGGUAAGAGAAAGAAGCUACAAACCGGAACAGUCGUAGAAAUAAGGAAUGAGGUUGAAAAGUUUGUUGAAGAAAUAACAAAAACCUUUCACGAUCAAGUUGGUUAUGAAAUAGGAUACUCUUGUAAGGAUGUGCCAAUUACUAUUGUCGAUGAAAAUUACUUUUUGUCAGAGUCCGAAGUGUUAGCAUUUGAAGAUGACGUAACAUGUCCAAAGCAUGUUAAGGCAAAAUCACUCCAUGACGUCAACAGACGUGACUUGAUUGGAUGUUGGAGGAGUGAUAUUUGAACGCUGUAGCGCAAUACUACUUGCAGUAACACUAUGACAAACAAGCACGGGCGCGUGUUUCAGAAGCGCAGUAUGAAAUGAGAACUGUUUGAAUAUUCAUUCCACAUACCCAUCUGUAUACUUUGAUUCCCAAAUUACCCUACACUAUGAUUGGUAUACACUUAACCACAUGUUAUGGGAUAUGCAUAUAAUAUCAAACUUCCAUAUAUCCGAUGUAAAAAAAAAAAAAAAAAAAAAAAUAGAUAUAUCAAUGUAAUGUAGGAGUUAUGAUAGUGAUCACUGUUCGUUAUAUUUGCCUUUCAUUCACUUUGCAUUUAUGAAUGACCUACGCCAUUAUGAUAUAAAUCUAAUAAAUCCCACUGUGAAAAUUGUACUUUUAGAAUUAAAAAUUUUAAUCUACAAAACAUCUACAGCUACGUACACUUGGCAUAUUUUACUGAUUUGGGGCAGGAAACAUCAAAUCCACACAUAUUCAGAUCAAAAAGUUAAAAUCUAUAAAACCCACACAUAUUCUUAUCCAUAAAAUGUAUAAUAUCCAGAUAUAUUCUGAUCAAAAAUAAUUUUUAUUAUAUUCAUGCAUAUCCUGAUUAAAAAGAAAAAUGUAUUAUAUCCACAUAUAUUCUGACCAAAAGGAAAUUGUAUCAUAUCCACAUAUAUUCUGAUGAAAAGUAAAUGAAUCAUAUCCAAAUAUAUUCUGACCAAAAGAAAAAAUGUAUCAUAUCCACACGUAUUCUGAUCCCCAAAAUUAUUUCAAACCCACGCAUGUCCUGAUCAAAAAGAGAAAAAAAAAAGUAUCAUAUCCACGUAUAUCCUGAACAAAAGCAAAAUCAUAUCCGCAAAUAUUCUGAUCAAAAAUAAAAUUUAUCAUUUCCCCACACUAUUCCCUUUCAAACGAAAAAAAAAUUACGUGGAGGAUCAAUAUGGUCAAAUAUCCUGCGUAACUUUUAAAAACCGAAAUGGUUCUAACCUAGCAUUAGUGUACAUAUAAUUCUAAACUAGUUCACCCGAAUAUAUGUAACUGAUUUUACCCGCUUAUUUUAUAUUAUAUUUCAAUAUCAAAGAUGCAGUGAUUCUUUAUCCCUACCAUCCUAACUAGAUUAUAGUAAUGGUUUGAAUAUUGUAUUUCGUUUUUCCAAUGUAACCCUUUAUUGCAUUUGUUUAUUUUUACUGAUGAAUGAAUUAUUGCUGUUAGAAAUUAAAUAUAUUUUUCUGUCGAUGAUGGGAAUCUUUUCGAUAUAACCUCUUCCAUAUCAUUAUUUUAGCUGUCAUGUCUCCUACCUAUACUAUAAACAGGGAAGUAGUCGCCCCUUCUAUCGUUGCUCAUCUCGCCCUUGUGUGUGGGCAAAUUUAAAGACUGGACGAGUCGGGUUUCCUUUCUAGGAUUUUCGAUCAGUUCUGUUUGGAUAUUUCAAACAGAAACCAAUUAAGAGAAAGUUUAACAGGACAAUGACCUUUAUAAAAUUUAUCAGUUACCACUGCUUUUCGAAGACGUACGUCCCUCUAUGUCUAUAACUAAAAUCAAUAACAAGAAGUCUCAUCUGACUUGUGUGUAUUCGUAUUGAGGGUACCCUUUAAUAUAAUUUUACAAAGCUGGAGAUCAUUGACAAACCCUUUAUGCCGCCACCCUAAUUUAGAACAAUUCUGGCAACGUCACAAUAUAUAUAUAUAUAUAUAUAUAUAUAUAUAUAUACGUGACGUCAGUAGAGUAUUGUAUAAAACACCUGCUGCAGAAAAGACGUUAUUUUGCUAAGAAACACCAUGUAUACACAUUGAUAUACAUUGUAUGAUGUGGGAGAGUCCCUCAUGCGAUGGGUUUCCAAUCUUUUUUACUUUGAAAAUUUGUACAGAAACGUAAUUUGAUGAAGUUACAAAGGAAUGUUACUUUUUACCCGCUUUUAAUUUGGAAAUAAUAUACUGCUUUGAUUGUAACUAUCUGUAUCAAUAAAAGUGUGUAAGACUCCUCA